Molecule: messenger RNA, 1569 nt
Organism: Menidia menidia (Atlantic silverside)
Lineage: Eukaryota; Metazoa; Chordata; Actinopteri; Atheriniformes; Atherinopsidae
Source: the annotation of a GenBank genome assembly
AUGAGCAAGUCCCCCACCCCAAAGGGCACCCCGGUGCAGCGCAGCCCCAGUGAUGGGGUCCCCGACGGGCUCCCGUCGCCCCAGCCCUCCACCCCGGGCUCCGGGCCGCAGCAUAAGAAACGCAUCUCCAGUCUUCUCCAGAGUCCGCUGAUAGCCAUCUCCCUCCAGGUGUCAGCCAUGAAGUGCGGCCUCCUGCCUCUGUCCCACGAGGCUCUGCUGGUUGGAGAUGUGGCCUAUUACGACUAUAACGGAGUCAUGGAGGAGGAGGAGGACCGAGUGGAGCUGCAGAAAAGCUUAGGACCCACCUGUAAGGUUCUGGUGCUGAGGAAUCACGGCAUCGUGGCUCUCGGGGAAUCUGUGGAGGAGGCCUUUUACGCCAUCUACCACAUCCAGGCAGCCUGCCAGAUCCAGGUGUCCGCCCUGUGUUGUGCCGGCGGGGAGCAGAACCUGAUACUGCUGGACCGCACCGUCCACAAACCCACUCCGGCCGGCACCGUCGGCUGGGCCGGCUCCACUUUCGGACCCCUGCAUAAGAGCCGCGUCGGGGAUCACGAGUUCGAAGCCCUCAUGAGGACUCUGGAUAACCUGGGCUACCGCACCGGCUACGCCUACCGCUUCCCCGUGCUGCUGGAGCGCACGCGGACGCGCAGGGAGGUGGAGGUGCCCCCCACCGCCACCGCCUUCCACCAGUUCGACGACGACGGCGUGCACCCGUCCCUGAGGCAGCACCCGUUCGUCCAGCGCCAGCAGCAGGAGAGGACCCGCUGGCUCAACACCCCCAACACCUACCAGAAAGUCAGCCAGGAGCAGGCCAGCCCGGGCCACCAGCGCACCACGUGGCUGAAGACUGAGGAGAUGACACAAGCUGGCAGCACGUCCAUCAAGAUAGAGAAAAACCAGUUUGUGCCUCUUUUCACCAACCCGCGAGAGGUGAUCGAGACCCGAAACAAGAUCCGACAGCAGAACCGCCAGGACAUGAAAACAGCGGGACCGCAGUCUCAGGUUCUGGCCGGCGUCAUAACAGUGGACGGUCCCCCGAGCCCAGUAAGCCCGCCCAAAGCCCCACCCGAGCCAGAACCCCCCAACCCCUUCAACCAGCUGACGGACCAGGAGCUGGAGGAGUACAGGAAGGAGGUGCAGAGGAAGCAGGAUGGAGGGACCAACGGGGAGGAAGUGGCAAAUGACAAGGAUGUCCCCCCUGCCACCUCCCCUACAAAGGGCCCCGAGGGCAGCCUCCCUCCUCUCGAAGGCUCUCAGUGGGUCCUGAUUUUCUUCUUCUCCUUCUUCUUCUUAUGUCACUUGAUUGUGGCAGAGGAGACAAAGACCGACUCUCCGGCCAUUCAGAACGGAGGAGAGGAAGAGAAGCAGACGACAGAGGAGCUGGAGAAAGGCAUGAAGGCCCUCUCGACCAACGACACCUCCUCCCCUCCUGCCGCCCCGCUGGCCAAGCUGCAGGGCGGCACCCCCGAAGGCUCCCCCUCCAAGUCCCCAUCCAAGAAGAAAAAGAAGUUCAAGCCGCCGUCGUUCCUGAAGAAGAGCAAAAAGCAGAAAGAGAAGGCAGAGACCUGA